AUGACGAGUUCAACUGGCGGUGCAGAUCCAGCCGAACGGCUGGCUUCUGCCAAGAAGCUCCGAGAGGAGGGCAAUGCGAAGUUCAAGGGGCAGGACAUCGAGGGGGCUCGGAAAGCGUACAGCGAGGCGUUGCGCCUCACUCAAUUCAAAGAGAUCCCCGAAGGCCUUGGUGAGGAGCUGGUGGCUCUGAGGAGGCCAACCCAGUUGAAUUUGGCUUUGGUUUGUCUUCGUUCGGAUCCCACAGAGCCCUUCCGAGCAUUGGAGCUCUGUGAGGAAGUGUUAGACGCAGAGCCCGACAAUCCAAAGGCAACAUACCGGAAGGCCAAAGCCUUGAUGGAGCUUGGGGAGCAGAAGGAAGCCGAGUGGGAGCUGGUGCGAGCCUGCAAGCUCAUGCCAAAGGAUGCUUCGGUGAGGAAGGAGCUGGAAGCACUGCGACAGAGCUUUCGAAACGACAAGGCCAAGGAAGUAGCAACCUUCCAAGGCCUCUUUGAGAAGAGCCCUGGAUUUGCCUCAGACAACCGCAAAAGUGAUGCUCAGAAGCUGACUAAAGCGGAUGUGGACGACAUCUAUUUCCAUGAUGGCAAGGACAAUCCGUACGAGGGCGCCGAAAAUCCACAGGAGCUGGCCAGGAACUUCCAGUUGUCCGGCAAGUUAGAAGAUGCAGCCCAAGCCUGGGAGGUUGCAAUGGGAAGGACGGCGUCUAGCGAGGACUGGCAAUCUCACUUGACAUAUGCGUUGGAGUACGGUGCUUUGUUGAUGGACGUGAACAUCGACCGGCUAGCCUUGCGUUGCUUCAACACUGUGUUUGAGCGCCCUGUCCAGAAUGAGGACGCGGAGAAAGCACUAUUCGAAGUCAGGCAGCACGCCUUGCUCCUCAAGUCGAUAUGUCUGUUAAACGAAGCAGCAGAAGAUCCGCAGGCAGAGAUCACCGAGUGCCUGGAGAAGUGGCUGUCAAUGGCACAUCCCGGUUUUGGCUCUGAGGAUGCGCUGGAGCAGAAACUCCUCCGACUUCGAGAUGAGCAGGGCAGCAAGGCCAGCGCCGAUCUCGCAGUGGCACUGGGUUUGCUGCAGUUACUGCAGGGCCAGGAGUCAGUGGCUUCGACAUUUGGCUCCGCCUUGUUGGCACCAGAGGACGAGAGCUACUUCGGGGCUUCUCGUCGAUGUGCGACCAGGUGGAACAUGCUCGGGGCCGUCCUCGCGAAUCGUGGUCGUCCAGAAGAUGCCGUUCGUGCAUAUCGCUGUGCACUAUACUGGCAACCCCACUACCCGCGUGCGCUGAUCAACUUGGCCAUGGCAGAGCUGAAGCGCCGCUCUGCCUAA
Symbiodinium natans is the source of this 1320-nucleotide messenger RNA. Lineage: Eukaryota; Dinophyceae; Suessiales; Symbiodiniaceae. The record is from the annotation of a GenBank genome assembly.